UUCCUCCUUAACCUCGGCGACGAUCCCUGUCUGUGACAGCCGGAUGCAGCUCCUCCCACUUCCUGCCCUCACCGGGACAGAGACUUCAAUGGAUACGAACAAGGGAAGGAAACGCAGUUUGACGACCUUCCCAAUUUUGAAAGCAAGGAAGAAGCAGAGUUUCACCUCUGUGAAGGUUGAGAGUAAGCCCUUGGUUCAAUUCCAGAAGCCAUCCUCCAAGACCAAGAAGCUGAGAGUGAACCAAUGUUCACAAAAGAUUCCAAGUGCCGGCAACACUGCAUUCCCUUUUGUGGACUCAAAGGGGAAGAGGAACACAGUAAACUUCCCCCACAUUGGCAACAAAGUCCUAUCAAAGGGGCCCAUGGUGUAUCAGGAAAAUCAAAUUCAUAAUCAAGUGCUAUCCUCUGAACUCAAGACUUCAGAAAUACCUUUCAGCUUUAACACAAAAGCCCAAGACACCAAGCCUCAUCCAGAACUACAGAAGAGGCACAAAGUCCCUCUUACAGCAGCAGAGGCCCUAAAGUUUUUUAAGAAUCAGCUGUCCCCUUAUGAGCAAAGUGAAAUCCUGGGCUACUCAGAGCUGUGGUUCCUGGGGCUUGAAGCCAACAAGCUCAACGUGAUUCCAGAGAAAUUCAGCAAGACAAGCUUUGAUGACGAGCACGGUUCCUAUAUGAAGGUCCUGCAUGACCACAUUGCCUACCGAUAUGAGGUUCUGGAGAUGAUUGGGAAAGGGUCCUUUGGACAGGUGGCCAAGUGCUUGGAUCACAAAAACAAUGAGUUGGUGGCCCUGAAAAUCAUCAGGAACAAAAGGAGAUUUCAUCAUCAGGCUCUAGUGGAGCUGAAGAUCCUGGAGGCCCUCAGAAGGAAGGACAAAGACAACACCCACAAUGUGGUCCACAUGAAGGACUUCUUCUACUUCCGGAAUCACCUCUGUAUCACCUUUGAACUCCUGGGAAUCAACCUGUAUGAGUUGAUGAAGAACAAUAGUUUUCAAGGCUUCAGUCUGUCCAUAGUUCGGCGGUUCACCCUUUCCGUUUUGAAAUGCUUACAAAUGCUUUAUGUCGAGAAAAUCAUCCACUGUGACCUCAAGCCAGAAAAUAUUGUGCUAUACCAGCGGGGCCAAGUCACUGUUAAAGUUAUUGACUUUGGGUCAAGCUGCUAUGAACACCAGAAAGUGUAUACAUACAUCCAAAGCCGGUUCUACCGAUCCCCUGAGGUGAUUCUGGGCCACCCCUACAACAUGGCCAUUGAUAUGUGGAGCCUGGGCUGCAUCAUGGCGGAGCUGUACACUGGAUACCCGCUGUUCCCUGGAGAGAACGAGGUGGAACAGCUGGCUUGCAUCAUGGAGGUGCUGGGCCUGCCACCUGCCCACCUUGUCCAGACAGCCUCCAGGAGACAGAUAUUCUUUGAUUCCAAAGGUCUUCCCAAAAAUAUAACCAACAACAGAGGGGGAAAAAGAUACCCAGAUUCCAAGGAUCUCACGAUGGUGGUGAAAACCUACGAUUCCAGCUUCCUGGACUUUCUCAGAAGGUGUUUGGUGUGGGAGCCUUCUCUGCGCAUGACCCCUGACCAGGCCCUCAAGCAUGCCUGGAUUCAUGAGCCAAGGAAAUUCAAACCACGGCCCAGGCCACAGACAGUAAGGAAGCCUGGUGUCAGUAUUUCCUCUGAGAUAAGCAAGGAGAAAACUGAAGAGCAACAUACCAACAAAGGCAAAAAAGAUGAGACCACCAAAGAAACUACAGACAAAUUGAAAGACGAAGCUGAGAAACACCUUGAGAAUUCGGGCAAACAGCAGAGCUCUAUCCAGCACACAGCAGACACCGUCCAGCUACCUCAUCUAGCAGAAGCUUCUGGAAAGCCAGAGACUGUUGCUGGGUCAGAGAUGUCCACAGAACAACAGAGCACCUCCUCCCCCAAGAGCACAAACAUUUUACCAGCCAUCAUGUGACCCCUGUGGAGGGCGUGUCCUGUUCCCCUCCGCCAUCGAUUUGUAUGAGAGAAGGCACUUUGAUUGUACAAUACUUCACAUUGCUUUUUUAAUGCAUAAAGGUUUGUAAGAAAAAUCA
Grammomys surdaster is the source of this 2066-nucleotide messenger RNA. RefSeq names its product dual specificity tyrosine phosphorylation regulated kinase 4 (gene Dyrk4). Gene Ontology annotation, molecular function: ATP binding; protein serine/threonine kinase activity; protein serine/threonine/tyrosine kinase activity. Gene Ontology annotation, biological process: peptidyl-threonine phosphorylation; peptidyl-serine phosphorylation. The record is from RefSeq and is a predicted model, not a curated record. The transcript is spliced from 15 exons. Lineage: Eukaryota; Metazoa; Chordata; Mammalia; Rodentia; Muridae. Gene Ontology annotation, cellular component: nucleus. Bases 44 to 1948 code for a protein of 634 amino acids.